GCGCGAGUCGAGCGCGGACCAGCAACCGGACUAAAAUCAGAUUCCGCGUGCCCUCCGGAGCGAUAGCUAGUGCAUAGGUGAUGCUCUCGGUCAGUCGUUGUCAUGCCUUCCGCGCUACUCGUGUUGGUGGUGCUGGUCUUCUUUCCACUAGUGCACGGGAGGCACGUGAGGAACACAGAGUCGAACGGCAUAUCAGUUCUAGGAGAAUUUAAUCACGAGGCCUUCCCGCGCUUCGCCGAGCCCAUCCCUAACGUAACGGUGACUGUGGGCCGGGACGCCCUUCUGGCUUGCGUGGUCGACAACCUGCGAGCAUUCAAGGUAGCUUGGGUCAGAGUGGACACUCAGACAAUUCUAUCUAUCCACCACAAUGUCAUCACGCAAAACCCGAGGAUAUCGUUAAGCUACAACGAUCAUCGAUCGUGGUUUUUGCAUAUCCGAAACGUGCAAGAAUCUGAUCGAGGUUGGUACAUGUGUCAAGUCAACACCGACCCAAUGCGGAGCCGGCAAGGCUAUCUCCAAGUGGUGGUGCCUCCCAGUAUCGUGGACCGCGAAACCAGCUCCGAUAUGGUGGUGCUGGAGUCGACAAAUGUCAGUCUGACCUGCAAAGCGACGGGGUACCCGGAGCCGUAUGUCAUGUGGCGGAGGGAAGACGGAGAAGACAUCCGAUACAAUGGAGAAAACGUGAACGUCGUCGAUGGAGAGGUAUUAUUUAUUACUAAAGUUAGCCGGCUUCACAUGGCCGUCUAUUUGUGUAUCGCCUCAAACGGCGUUCCCCCAUCUAUAAGCAAGAGGGUUCAGUUGAAAGUACAAUUUCCUCCGAUGCUAUCGAUUCCGAAUCAAUUGGAGGGAGCUUACAUAGGGCAAGAUGUCACUCUCGAGUGCCGCACUGAGGCAUUUCCGACGUCCAUCAACUACUGGACUACGGAAAGAGGAGACAUGAUAAUCUCAGGUAGUGAUAAGUACGAAGCAGUAUCUAUGGAUAAUGGCUAUAAAAAAUACAUGAUGUUGAAAAUUCGACGAGUCAACAAAUCAGAUUUCGGCUCCUACAAGUGCGUUGCCAAGAAUUCCCUCGGGGAGACUGACGGCGUGAUAAAACUGGAAGAAAUUCCAGCACCGACAACACUGAAAACAACAACCCAGUUUCCGUCAUUACCCACGAAAAAGAAAGGUAAAACUCGGGCUGGAGAUAGAUUCGGACGCGGAGAAGCUAACAACCGGGUCAAUUCACCUCCCCACUUUGACGAUGCCGGAAUGUCAGAAUACGACGAUGACGGAGAGUUCACUUUGUCGUCGAACGGCUCUCCGCCGAUUCAGGAGCCUCCGGGAGCUUUCAGCGGUGCAACGCGCACUGAAAACUUUAACUGGUGUAUCGGUGGUGUUCUCGCGAUGACAUGGAUAUUCAGUAAAACCCUGAGGUGAUCCGAUAUAUCCAAUUAAAAACUACACGGAGAAGAUUCGUGGUGAUAAAAACAUAUCCAGUGCGAGAGACUGAGUUGUAAAUAUGUACAAACAGUGCUGAAGUUAGAUAAUAACAAAGUUGUGUAUACAAUUGCUGCGCUACAGUGUAUAUUAGAAACUGCCUAAAUUUGAAUAGUGCGUGAUAUUACAAUACAUGUAUGUAGCAUAGUGUCAAACGAAUCAAUAAAGUUUAAAUAACAUUC
Tribolium madens (black flour beetle) is the source of this 1661-nucleotide messenger RNA. RefSeq names its product neurotrimin-like. The transcript has 11 exons. The record is from RefSeq and is a predicted model, not a curated record. Lineage: Eukaryota; Metazoa; Arthropoda; Insecta; Coleoptera; Tenebrionidae. Gene Ontology annotation, cellular component: neuron projection. Bases 103 to 1419 code for a protein of 438 amino acids.